Messenger RNA from Penicillium canariense, 960 nucleotides. RefSeq names its product 1,3-beta-glucanosyltransferase Bgt1 (gene bgt1). Gene Ontology annotation, biological process: cell wall organization; carbohydrate metabolic process. Gene Ontology annotation, cellular component: fungal-type cell wall; extracellular region; cell surface. Bases 1 to 960 code for a protein of 319 amino acids. The transcript has 3 exons. Gene Ontology annotation, molecular function: glucan endo-1,3-beta-D-glucosidase activity; 1,3-beta-glucanosyltransferase activity. NCBI's taxonomy places the organism in Eukaryota, Fungi, Ascomycota, Eurotiomycetes, Eurotiales, Aspergillaceae. The record is from RefSeq and is a predicted model, not a curated record.
AUGCGUGUUUCUGGCCUCCUCCCUCUCGUCCUGGCCGCGGCUCCGGCCAUGGUUUCGGCCCGUGGUACUCUGGGCUUCUCGCUCGGUGACAAGAAUGCCGACGGCACCUGCAAGUCCACCAGCGACUAUGAGUCCGACUUCGACAGCUUGAAGAACCUGGCCACCCUGGUCCGCACCUACUCCGGCACGGAGUGCGACACCCCGCAGAACAUCAUCCCGGCCGCCAAGAACAAGGGCUUCAAGGUCGUCCUGGGUAUCUGGGUUGGCGCUCAGGACAAGAGCGACAUGAGCACCAACGAUCCCUCCUUCCAGAAGGACUUCGCUGCCCUCAAAAAAACCGUUCCCGGCAACGAGGACGUGGUCGAGGCCAUCACCGUUGGAUCCGAGACCCUUUACCGUGGCGACUUGACCGGUCCCCAGCUCCACAACUACAUCUCCGCUGUGCAGAACCAGUUCCCCACCGUCACCGUCGGUACCGCCGACAGCUGGAACAAGUUCGCCGACGGCACUGCCGAUGACCUGUUUACCACCAACACCGAAGCCAACCCCAUGGUGACCUACGUUCUGGCCAACGCCUUCGCCUACUGGCAGGGUACCGUCGCCGACAAGGCCUACCAGACCUACUUCGAUGACAUGUCCGGUGCCAUGUCGCACAUCCAGGAGGUUGCUGGUGCCAACGCCGAUAAGAUCCGCGUGAUCAACGGCGAGACUGGCUGGCCCACCGAUGGUGGUUCUGACUACGAGGCUGCCAAGGCUGGCACCGCCAACGCCGAGACAUUCUGGAAGACUGGUGUCUGCGGCAUGCUCGCCUGGGGCGUCGACCUGUUCUACUUCGAGGCCUUUGAUGAGUCGUGGAAGCCCAACAGCGUCGGCGACAACGGCCAGGCCAUGGACGAGAAGCACUGGGGUCUGUUCACUGCUGACCGCAAGGUCAAGUUCGACACCAGCUGCCCCAACUAA